GACAUUACUGUCCGACGGGAAUGGGAAAUCAGAAAUGGCUGCGAUAGGUAGUGGACGGGGAACGAUGGAUUCCCAAAAUCAAGUGCAAAGUGAUGAAACUGUAGACCGUUUAAAAUUACUUUAUCCAAAUGUGAACGAAGAAGAAACCCCUUUGCCGCGAUCAUGGAGUGCCAAGGACAAGUUCAGCUACAUUGGGCUGUCGCAAAAUAAUCUUCGAGUGCACUACAAAGGUGGGACGCAGGGUCCGGGACGAAGACCCCACCUGCCAUAUCUCCACUUACGCCUCUGGAUGUAUCGCCAUGGCAAGACACACAAGGACGCGGCGAGCGUCCGCGCCACACACCCCAUCCCCGCGGCCUGCGGGCUGUACUACUUCGAGGUGCGCAUCGUGUCCAAGGGCCGCGACGGGUACAUGGGCAUCGGGCUCUCGGCGCACGGGGUCAACAUGAACAGACUGCCGGGCUGGGAUAAACACUCAUACGGCUACCACGGCGACGACGGGCACUCGUUCUGCUCGUCCGGCACCGGACAGCCGUACGGGCCCACGUUCACCACAGGCGACGUGAUCGGCUGCGGCGUCAACCUGGUCGACAACACAUGCUUCUAUACCAAGAACGGCCACCACUUGGGCAUCGCCUUCCGGGGACUGCCGCCGAACCUGUACCCGACGGUGGGCCUGCAGACGCCGGGCGAGGUGGUGGACGCCAACUUCGGGCAGCAGCCGUUCGUGUUCGACAUCGAGGACAUGCUGCGCGAGCUGCGCGCGCGCACCCGCCUCACCAUCGACGAGUUCCCGCUGCCCGACGCGCAGGGCCAGUGGCAGACCGUGCUGCACAGGAUGGUGUCGACAUACCUGGUGCACCACGGGUACUGCAGCACGGCCACUGCCUUCUCCCGCGCCACCGGACAACCCAUACAGGAAGACAUACAGUCCAUUAGGAACAGACAGAAAGUAUCAAAGUUAGUGUUAUCGGGUCACAUCGGCGAGGCGGUGGAGCUGACUCGGAGGCUUUACCCGGGGCUUCUAGAACGGGAGAAGGAACUCCUGUUCUUGCUGCAGUGUAGGCAGUUCGUGGAGAUGGUCAACGGCACGGAACAGGGAGAGGCUGGCUCGGCGGAGAACGGCGCCAGCAACGGCGUGGCCACCUCCGUCAUCUCACACACCAGCCGCGCGCCCGCACGGCACACCAACGGUGUCCCGGAGGGCGGGUCCCGCAGUAGCUCCGGCAAGGACUCCGACGUGGAGAUGUCGCCCGAGCCCGACCCCGCCACCCCGCCCGCGCCCGCCACCCCGCCCGCGCCCGCCAACGGCACGCACGAUGCGGCGCCGGUGAAGGGCAUGCCCGGCGUCACGGCCAGCGUGCACCAGCUCAUGCCGGACUUCCACAAGGACGCAGAGGGGUGCGGCAACCGCGCGUCCGUGGAGCGCAUGCUCGCCUUCGGCCGCGAGCUGUACGCCGCCAGCCAGAAGCUGAGCCAGGACAACUACCACAAGGCCAUGCUGGAGGAUGCGUUCAGUUUACUGGCGUAUAGUAAUCCCUGGGACAGCCCCGUGGGCUGGCAGCUGCAGCCCGUCCGGCGCGAGGCGGUGUGCGAGGCGCUCAACUCCGCCAUAUUAGAAUCAAUGGGCAUGCAGUGGACGUCGCCGGUGGAGGCGUGCGUGUCGCACUCGCGCGCGCUGCUGCGCCGCAUGUCGCGCGCCGGGCUCGGCGCCUGCGCCUUCGCGGAUCUACCCGCGCUGCUGCGCCGCUGACUGGUGCGCUACGAGAGCGCGCCACACCCGCCAGGUUAGUCAACCUACUCAUUCUACUGCAUGCAGUGGACGUCGCCGGUGGAGGCGUGCGUGUCGCACUCGCGCGCGCUGCUGCGCCGCAUGUCGCGCG
Messenger RNA from Leguminivora glycinivorella, 1883 nucleotides. It is a transcript of the gene RanBPM, whose product is annotated as ran-binding protein 10. Gene Ontology annotation, cellular component: cytoplasm. Gene Ontology annotation, biological process: cell surface receptor signaling pathway; cytoskeleton organization. The record is from RefSeq and is a predicted model, not a curated record. Gene Ontology annotation, molecular function: protein binding. NCBI's taxonomy places the organism in Eukaryota, Metazoa, Arthropoda, Insecta, Lepidoptera, Tortricidae. The coding region runs from base 35 to 1753 and encodes 572 amino acids. The transcript has 13 exons.